This is a messenger RNA of Acyrthosiphon pisum (pea aphid), 870 nucleotides long. Its product is annotated as zinc finger MYM-type protein 1-like. The transcript has a single exon. The record is from RefSeq and is a predicted model, not a curated record. The coding region runs from base 1 to 870 and encodes 289 amino acids. Lineage: Eukaryota; Metazoa; Arthropoda; Insecta; Hemiptera; Aphididae.
AUGUCAGGAUGUAUUUCGGGAGUUCAAACUAAAUGUAAAGAAGAAAAUUCAAGAAUCAUGUAUGUGCACUGUUAUGCUCACUGCCUCAACUUAGUUUUAGUAGAUGCUUGUACUACUAGGAGAAAUAUACCAAUGAUAUUUGAUUUUUUCGGAGUUGUUCAAUUGUGUUAUUCAUUUAUUGAAGGUAGCGCUGUACGACAUGCUAUUUUAGAAAAAAUAUCAAGAGAUACGAACAUACAAUUGAAAACAAUGAAAUCGUUAUCUACUACAAGAUUGGCAUGUAGAGCAGAAGCCGUUGCAUCACUAAAGCAUAAUUACUUAGCUCUUAUCCCAGCAAUAGAAGAAAUAAUUUCUUCUACUUCAGCUACUGAUGUAUGUGCAAAAGGACGUGGUCUUCUAUUUCAAAUAAAGAGUUUCAAUUUUAUAUUAGGAUUAGAAAUAAUGCAACCAGUUUUACAAUUGAUAAAUAAAGUUAGUAAAAUGCUUCAAACAGAAAAUUAUGAUUUACUUUCAGGUAUGGCAAAUGUAAAAGCUCUUCGUUUAGCAUUAUUAGAUAUGAGAACAGAAGAAUAUUUAAAAAAAAUAUUUGAUACAAGUGUAUCUAUAUGUAAAGAAUUAGAUUUUCCAAUUCCUUUAAUUAAUAAAAAAAAAAUCUCUUCUCACAUAGACAGUAACAAAACACAAUUUGUUCAAGAAACAAAAGAAAAGGAACUAAGAAUAUCAGCCUUUUAUCCAAUGAUAGACGUGAUGGUUCAUAGUAUUGAUGAACGAUUUAGCCAGGACACUAUACAAGCUAUACAUGCAGUUGAUAGUUUACUAAAUAUGGAUACAUCGCAAACAGACCUAUCAUAUCUACCAAAAACGUUUUAA